AAAAGCUGUUUGUUGCAGAGAAGAGAGAGCAGUCGACAUUGUAUAUUUUAUUUGUUUGCUAAUUCGAGGUUUCCCACUGAUUUUGGCACCUUUUUGGUCUGAACUAUUUCACUUUUUUCACGCUGGAUGAGACUGUUUGAAAAUGAAGAGAAACGCAGGAUUUGUUAUAGAGCUUUCGCUCUGCUUUUAUGUCAUGAUGGCGCACACCGCUUAUGGAGACGUGAGCUAUUCUUUCCCGGAGGAGAUGAAACGCGGAUCUGUGAUUGGAAAUAUAGCAAAGGAUCUCGGGCUCGAUGUGAACAGACUGUCAUCUCGUAAGGCUCGAAUUGAUACUGAAGGUAACAGAAAACGAUACUGUGACAUUAAUCUGAAUACUGGAGAACUGACCGUAGCGGAGAGAAUCGACAGAGAGGGGCUUUGCGGAAAGAAAGCAUCAUGCGUUCUGAAACAAGAACUUAUGCUUGAGAAUCCUUUAGAAUUGCAUCGAAUUAGUUUACACAUUGAUGACAUAAAUGAUAACUCUCCACAUUUUGACGAGGAUGUUAUCAGAAUGGAGAUCAGGGAAUCAGCGGACAAAGGAGAACGGUUUUUGCUUGGGGAAGCGCACGAUCCGGAUAUAGGAAACAAUGCAGUUCUGUCUUAUACUUUGAAAAGCAAUGAAAAUUUCGUUUUAUAUUUUAAAUCAAACGAUUUAGCAGGGAAAUACUGUGAACUGGUAUUAAAUAAAGAGUUAGAUCGUGAGCAGCAGAAAGAGGUAGCAUUAAUUCUCACUGCGGUAGACGGCGGGACUCCACCGAGAUCAGAUACUGUAGUGGUGACAGUGAGCGCUACUGAUGCUGACGAGGGACAAAAUGGAAAGGUCUCGUAUGCAUUUGGUCAUGUUUCGGAAGAAGAUAAGACCUCAUUCUUACUGAAUCGCAACACUGGAGAUAUAACUGUUAUUGGAUCAACGGAUUAUGAGGAGAAAUCGGUGUAUGAGUUGCGUGUUUUAGCAAAAGAUUCUGCAGAGGUGGAGGGCGCGGGAACUCUCCGCAGCACUUACAAUUAUGACGCAUACCUGACCACGGGCUCGCGCACUAGUGACUUCAAGUUCGUCAGAUCUUAUAAUGAGGGCACACUGACUGCUGACCUGACUCUGAACACGACUCAGUCUGUUGAGAAUAUACUGGAUGACCUUGGCAAUAAAGUUGAAACUUCCCAGUUAAAUUAA
Molecule: messenger RNA, 1210 nt
Organism: Sinocyclocheilus grahami
Lineage: Eukaryota; Metazoa; Chordata; Actinopteri; Cypriniformes; Cyprinidae
Product: protocadherin gamma-B4-like
Exons: 4
Coding region: 143-1210 (355 amino acids)
Biological process (GO): homophilic cell-cell adhesion
Cellular component (GO): plasma membrane
Molecular function (GO): calcium ion binding
Source: RefSeq, a predicted model, not a curated record